Molecule: messenger RNA, 1578 nt
Organism: Endocarpon pusillum Z07020
Lineage: Eukaryota; Fungi; Ascomycota; Eurotiomycetes; Verrucariales; Verrucariaceae
Exons: 1
Coding region: 1-1578 (525 amino acids)
Source: RefSeq, a predicted model, not a curated record
AUGGAUCAAGCUCCAGGGCUCUUCGAUCGGUCUGUAAAUACGACACCAUCUCGUCGUCGUCGCUUGAACUUUGUUCCUCAACCUGAAGAUCGGCUACCGACCACCACCACCACUCCCCAGCCUAACGACCGUACAACAGCUUCGGCUCGAGCCAGAAGAUCGGCACCCAUGGUCUUUGAUCCCGAGAUAGCUACUCCAAACUGGGAGAUAUAUCGAGAUCCAUCAGCCGAGUCCCUCGAAGUAGUGGCUACUCAGCCGGACACGACGGAGCCCACGACAAGUGCUGCGAUAUUGGCACCCACCUCCGCAUCCCCUCAAGCAGCACCCAAUGGCCAACAAGCAACACAUGAUCAUGAUGCAGACACAUCAUCGACUAGCUCCGACCCCUCAACCCGCCCCCAACACCAGAUCGGCCAAGCAGGCGACGAAGCAUCCCGUCAUACACUAGACCGUAUGCUUCGGACCGUGAAUGCGAUUUUCGGUGAGGAGAGGAGACGUCAGCGUCGAUUUCUACGCCGGCAACGACGACAAGCUCAAGAUGGCAAUGGCACUGAUGCUCACGCUCAGUAUGUGAGGCCAACCGAUGCGGAGAUGGUUGCGAGAAUGCAGGCGAGAUACGCAGAGUUGACUUUGCUGGAUGAAGGGGACGGCAACCAGAGAAGUGUGCAAGAGCUUGAAGUAGAGCACGGAUCUGAGCGGCAGCCAGAGCUGGAGCAAAAUGUCAAUCCCGGGCAGGUGGAAGAAUCAAGCCAAGAGCAAGCAUAUGGACACGACCAUGAUCACAGACGAGAAGAUGUAGCAGGCCAACCGCAAGGACAAGACUUUGGUAUCGUACCUGAAGAAAUGACGGGCAGAGAAGAAGUACCAAUCCCACAUCAAGAUUAUCACGACGUGCCAGUGGACACCCAACAGGUUAUUCAGCCACCAGUUCAGCGUACCUCCGGACCUCACGUCAGAGCUCCUACAACUGCAGAACUAAUCUCGGAUUCGCCGCCAACACCAGGAUCAGCCUAUGUCCCACGAGCAGCGCCCACCCCUCGAACAGGAUUGAGUUUCGCAGAGAGAGCGAGAGCGCGAGGAAUGAAUUUCGAUAUGGACGCCGACAUAGCCAUGGACACAGACGUAGAGCUGUACCCACAGGCGAGGAAGAGAGCCAGACGCAUCGCACCAGAUCCCGUAGACGACGACGAGGGAAUGGAUGUGAAUAUGCAGAACCUCGGCCUUGGCACCGUUGGCCAAGCCGAAAUGCCCCCAGAAGAUGAUCUGAAUACGCGUGUUGCCUUGCUAUCAGAGAGAAUGCAAGCUACGCGCGAUAUUGCGACCGCUACUGCUGCUACACUGGGUGAUACUCUUGCUGCUGCUAACGCCCUCGCUGCUGACAUCCCGGCUGAUGUUUCGAUGCAAGAGCCGAUGAUUCCUGAUCCCCAUCAGGCAGUAGAUGCAGAGCCGACAGCUGACGAGUCUCCGCCGGCGGUGGACAAGGAAGCGCGGAAGCCCAAGCAGGAGGAGCGAAAGCAAGGGCGGCGGAAAAUCAAAAAGCCCGUCAAUCGUGAGGCUAGGGGUCUGCAGCGCAUCUGA